UUGGUCGUUUUGGUUUCUGUUGUCUAAAUUCAAUUCAAACUAGUGGCUGUUUGCUGAGCUAGUUUUAGUGCUCAGCUGUUUUUUAUUUUAAUCCUAUGCGCUUAAUGUUCCCAAAAUUAUCAAAAAUUGUCAUUGAAUAUAUUUUUUUAAAUUUAAAAUUAAAUGUAAUAGUACUAAUACUUUUCAUGUGUAGUUGCACUCUUCAUGUAUACCAUAAUGUCCAUCAUGGUAAUCGGUGUACCAUGGAUUUUGUAUUUUAUUUGGAAGGGUGAAAAAAAAAAUUAAACAUUAAUAUAUAGCCACACACUACUAACAUAUUGUCAUUAAAAGGCUAUAUUACUGUUACUAUCAUUUUUGGUGUUCAGUGUUGAAAAAGGCUUAUAUUAGCUAAAGAGUGCAGGCUGACUUGUUUUGUUCUUGAAGAUUGGGACUUGACUCGGGACUCAAGUGUCAAGACUUGAGACUUACUUGUUACAUGCAACGUACUGAUUUGUUCCCACCUCUGCCAUCUACAUUUUGUGUGAAACUGACCAAUGAACACUUUGGAAAUCACAAAGGACUGACUCAUCACAUCAUUCUUCAUUCAGUCAACAUCAUAGACACAUGUGAAAUGGUUUACAGUUUUUGAAAGGCAAACUUUAACCCCUUAAAUGGCCAGGGCCCACCAGUGGGCCCAAAUUUUCAUUACACCCUUCUAUUACCUAAGAAUAGUUCAGCCAGUUUGCACUGGUUUCUUUAGUUACUGAAGUAUUAGUAUGUUAUUAAGCCUGGGAUUUUUAGGGGUUAACACCGAAGAGGCCUAACCAUCACCGGGCACAGACUAAGCUGUAGUACAUUUGAAAAAAAGUUUUAAAUUCUUCAAUUUUCUUCCUGUUUUUCAGUUAUUUCUUAAUUUUAUUAAUGUUCUUUCCAUUAUUCACUUUUAUUCUUGAAGCUCAUAACGAUAAUCAACCCUUUGAUGGACCGGGUGGCACCCUGGCUCAUGCUUUUUCUCCUGGUAUUGGCAUCGGUGGAGAUGCACAUUUCGAUGAUGAUGAGCGCUUCACUUCAGCUUCACCCCGAGGAAUUGUUCUGUUCUUGGUGGCUGCUCAUGAAUUUGGACACUCUCUGGGCCUCGCUCAUUCCAACGUCCGCAGUGCUCUGAUGUAUCCUACCUACUCAUUUGUUGAUCCAAGCAAAUUUGUUCUGUCAAAGGAUGAUGUCAGCGGAAUUCAGUCUCUCUAUGGCCCAAACCAAAAAGCUUGACGCCUCCAGACAUAAAGCCUUCACUGAAACACAUGGUUUUGAGUACGAAGUAAUAGGUGUGCUUAAUAAUGACUACAUCUUGCAGUGCCAUCUAAGCCAUGUCAAACCUGGAGCAUAGCCAAGUACAGAAAAUAUUGUUAAAUUAUUACAAUAUACUUUUUAUUGAUCACAUAUUUAAUAAAGUAAUCAUUCUGCACAUCUCAAUAUAUCCUGUGUUACUGUCUUUUAAGUACUCAGUGUGAUUCAGUUGAACAGAUUGACCUGCAAAAUAAACAUAUGUUAUAUAUGCAAAUUGUCUCUGAUUGUUCUGUUAUAUCGACUGCAUCAAAUAUGAUAUAAAUAAAGUAUAAUAAGAUAUAAAGAAAGUGGCCACAUUGUUCCUCUUGAGUCUGUAUGGGUCUGAAAUCCUGUUUCUUUUUCCUGAAGCAGCAAAUAGGGAAACCCAAUAGCAACAAAAUGCAAAGCAAUUACUACCCUCAAAAUUUGAAGGAGUUUUAUUAU
This is a messenger RNA of Colossoma macropomum (tambaqui), 1746 nucleotides long. Its product is annotated as matrilysin-like. Bases 901 to 1245 code for a protein of 114 amino acids. Gene Ontology annotation, cellular component: extracellular matrix. Gene Ontology annotation, molecular function: metalloendopeptidase activity; zinc ion binding. The transcript has 3 exons. The record is from RefSeq and is a predicted model, not a curated record. Gene Ontology annotation, biological process: collagen catabolic process; extracellular matrix organization; proteolysis. NCBI's taxonomy places the organism in Eukaryota, Metazoa, Chordata, Actinopteri, Characiformes, Serrasalmidae.